AGAGGUUUCAGUACCAGGGUCAGCGCAUCAAGGGCUCCGCAAAGGAUCACACCUCAGCCUUCAGCAGACGUGUAAGGAGAUGCAACAGAGAAGCGGUUUCCAGCUCUUGCUCAUCGUAGCCCUGUGCAGUGUUUUGUACUCCCGCACCGCAAGCUUACCUUAUGCAUCUACGAGACCCUCGAGGCACGCGGAUGGUCUUUUCACAAGUGGAUACAGCAAACUUUUAGGUCAGCUUUCAGCGAGAAGAUACCUGGAGUCGCUGAUUGGAAAACGAGUAAGUGACGAUGUGAUGGAGGACCAAAGUCCAGUGAAGCGACAUUCAGAUGCCAUUUUCACAGACAACUACAGCCGAUUCCGCAAACAGAUGGCAGUGAAGAAAUACCUGAAUUCUGUACUGACAGGAAAAAGAAGCCAAGAAGACCCACCCAGUGAACAGGAAGAUUCCACUCGGAACGAGAGCCCCUUUGCAGAGAGCUUUGAUGACGGCAGAGUAGACGACUUCUUCAACCACAUGCCACUGCCACUAUGAGGACGGACCCCUUUUGAGAUGACGAGCUCACUCUGCCAACAUCCUCAAUGUGCCGUGUGCGGAUUAUUCAAAGGGACAGCAACAUAAAGGAAACACACAACAAUUCAGAUUAGAAAGGACACAAUAGUCCAUCAGUGACAAGUUUACAUUGUGUACAUAAUAUCCUUUAAAGAAAAUGGCCAGCCUACAGAUAACAGAAAACAGAAUUUUCCGUUUGGACAUUUCAACCCAGUUCUAGUCCACUGUGAAUGGUUGCUUAAUAAUAAAUGCAUUGAAUCAAGCAUUGGGCUUACAGAGUACAAUCGCAUAAUCCUCAGUUAUAUAAGGAGUCCAACAGUUAACCAAACAUUAAACACAGCACCUGAGUCAUAAAGUGACGUAACAUCAUUCUCCCAGUCUUUGAAAAAAAAAAAUGUUGUUGCAUUUUAUAAAUCUGAGUAAUUUUGUACAGAAAAAAAGUAUAUUGAUGUUGCCUCUACCUUGAUGCUUAAAAUGACGGGGACAAUGGUGGGGACACGUGGGUGGGAA
This is a messenger RNA of Engraulis encrasicolus (European anchovy), 1057 nucleotides long. It is a transcript of the gene vip, whose product is annotated as vasoactive intestinal peptide. The transcript is spliced from 6 exons. The record is from RefSeq and is a predicted model, not a curated record. Gene Ontology annotation, molecular function: peptide hormone receptor binding; neuropeptide hormone activity. NCBI's taxonomy places the organism in Eukaryota, Metazoa, Chordata, Actinopteri, Clupeiformes, Engraulidae. The coding region runs from base 80 to 529 and encodes 149 amino acids. Gene Ontology annotation, biological process: positive regulation of penile erection; regulation of protein localization; negative regulation of potassium ion transport. Gene Ontology annotation, cellular component: extracellular region; neuron projection.